GUCGUCUACAACGGGGGAGAUGACAAGAAACGAAGUCGCAGGGACGAGAAACGUCGCCGAAGGUAGUAGUAGUAGUACACUGCCAGCAAAUCCUCGUGGAGGUUGUGCCUCUGCAAGAAUCGCGCCGUUGCUGCCCGCAGAGGCUGAAUUGUACGGCGAUAUCUUUUGUGCUCCGGGCCGCUGGUUGCGCACCCGCUUGCUCACCGAGACUCCGAGUAUCUCCGUCUUGGCGGACACGCAUGUGACCCGGGUGUUUGCUCUGCCCAGUGCAGUUGUUUACGUAAAUCCGUCCUCGCGAGGAUCGCUGCUUGCGGGUGCAUCCGGUACUAGAUCUGGUGCUGGAGGAAGGACCAGUAACGAUGUUCUAGAUCCGUCGGCGGGGGCAAUGAAAAUUUCUACAGGUCGCGAAAGCCAAGAUGAAAUUUAUACUGCUACUACUGAUCCAUCUCAUCUCCAGCUCCUCCUUCGCUCUGGCCCACGCCGGGUCGCUACCGCGUCCGAUCUGCAUCCGGGGGAGGCAUUGGUGCUACACCAGAAGCAGUUCGCGCUGUACCUGCUGCCGGUAGAUGAGCUCCCGCGAACUGCGCACGUGAAGCUGGAAAAAGAGGUGGUCCGGCUGGUGCAGGUGCUUUUGCUGUACUUUCAAAGCCAUUCUUGUGCGAGGACCAGCUGCGGAAGAACUGAGGCCGCCGCUUGUCCGAAGAUGCUGCAGCUUCCUGUCCUACCGAGCAAAGCAACCUCUUCCUCGAGCAAAGAGUCUUCUGGCGCGGCUUCGUCUGACGAAAGCAGAAAGUCUUCUUCCGCGGCGGCUCCUGGGGGAGGCAAAAGGAUGAAAAGUGGUGUAGAAGUUGUACCUUCAGGAGGUAGUGCAAGAGGAGGAACCGCUGGUGAAAGAAUUGAUGCGCCACCGUCGCUGCAGAUUUUCGAGUUGCUACUUUUCGUGCACCUCCGCUACUUUCACGAUCGCAAGCAGCGGCUGGCACCCGUGUGGGAGGACGCGAUAAGCAGGGACCAGGAGUCCGGCGUAGUGGCGGAUUUGUUCUGGGCCUACGGUUAUCAAAUGUAAAAGUGUCUGGGUCUGGAAGUGUUCUAGAUUUGUCAGUUACGCGAGCACCUACCCUGCUUCUGUACCUUUUGUGGUAUGUUGGCCCAUACCAGUACAGUUUUCGGUCGGGUAGGACCCCGGGUGGCGGUAGUCUGCUUCUUGUCUUGAUUUUUUGCUGCUGCUGGGCUGCUCUGCUUGCGCGCCUUUCCCUUCUUCGAUGCUGCUCUCGUUUUCCUCGUACUUGACCAGCGGAUAGAAGUGUAACAAUUCGUUGCUCUACCCACUAAAGCCCAAUCGUGACCAUGCCCGUAGGAACUACUUUAUUAAUGUCUCUACGACUUUUGACUUCAAUCUUAACCUUCACAUGUAUUCCUACCUAACUUGUGUUUAUUUUGUUUUUUCUCUGUACGAUUGGCCAAAGCGCCACCGGGACAGCCUGCCCGUAGACCACCGAUGUCAUGCAUAUUUUCAAUGACCCAUCAUGUCUGUGAUGCAUGCCGUAGCAUCACAGAUUUUUAGAGCGCUUUGUGAUACCUCUACCGCAUGAGAAAUACCCUCUCUGCGUAGGAAAAACCCGACCCUUCUUGCUGGUCAUGCAAUACAAAUUUUUGUAGAAUCCACAGACAGCAUCACAAGUUUGGCUCUUCCAGACCCAGACAUUUUUGCAUUUGAUAACGGUGAGCUGUUGCUCGACGUGGUGCACAAAUUCUUCUGGUUUGAAGAUUUCCAUUUCCCAUCGGAGCAGGAAAAGGAACUACCCGAGGUUGUGGGCAACGGAUCUACUCGUAGUAGUUCUCCAACAAGCGACGUAAAAACUACUACAUCAUCUGCUGGGAGGUACUCCUGUUGGCAAUACACGAUCUUGGAACAAAACUCGAUGCUGUUGCUGCACCACGACAUCACUGAGAGCAUGAUGUCGAUUUCAAAGACGGAAGGGUUCUCGCAUGGAAAUAAUUCUGUGGAUCCUGUAGGUGCACCAGGACCUGCCGCGGUGCCGCAGCGACCGCCCCCGGGCCUUCCGCCACCUGUGGUCGCGACGGCGGGCACGAAGAAGAAGAAGGAAAAGCCUGUUUCCAAGAAAGCACCCCAGCAGGAACCACUUCAGCAGGCGAGUGGUUUAAUAUCAUCAACAUCGCCGCCAGGAGACCAGUCUUCUGUUCCUGGGACCACGACCUCCGCGGGAGCGGAAAGAACGACGCCUAGUACAACUAAAAAUCACGAGUUUUAUGUGCACGACGAAAUUCUCCAGUUUUCCGUGCGCAUUCGGUUUUUACUCGAAGCAGAGGUGGCACUGCUCACCGCCUGGGGCAUGCGCUCGAAGAAAUUCUGCGAAGAAUUGCUUAGGCCAGCAGGAUAUCAAAUGCAAAAAUGUCUGGGUCUGGAAGAAAUCACACAUUUGUCAUGCAUUUUCUACAUCUACAUCUACAAAAAGGUCUGGAAUGCACACAGAGCAUGACGAACUCUGUGGAGGCUUCUCCAUGCCUCUUCCGCAUGACAAGUGCCCUCUUCUGGAGACAAAAUUCGGGUACCUUUUGCUGGCUACGCAAGACAGAUUCUUGCCUGUUCCAGAAUCCGCAUCACAAGUUCGCAUCCUUCCAGACCCAGACAUAUUUGCAUUUGAUACAGGAGGAGAGACAGCCUUGCACGAGGAGGAAAGGCAGCAGUUGCAACAGCGGGCCGCGCGCUGGAAGGAAAUGGACAUAAGAGAUGAUGUUCAACAUCCCUUGCAAGACAGCAAGGGAACAAGCUUCCAGGAAAGAAGCGAGGCUGCCUUCAGCCCUGUCGACGAGCUCCGCAAGGUUUUCACGGCUCUAACGAACGCCUUGCUGAAGGUGUGGCGGUGGAAGACGGACGCAAUACGUCGCGUGCUGACCACGUUGGAGCAGCGCAGCGACAACUACGUGGCAAGCUCGACAGUAUUAAAAGGUGGAGAAACUACUCCGCCGGCGGUGGCGGCGCGCGAGAGGAAAACGAAACCCCCCAUGACCGAACUCCAGAGACAGCUGGCUGCCCUGAACUUGUUCGAGAAGGAAGCGCGCUACACGCUCCUGCUCAAAUUGCGGGAAGUCCUCGAACAAUCGGAUGAACAAAGAACGAUGAGCGCCCGGCUGGAUCUCGUCGAGCGCAUGAGGACCGUGGGGGAAUUGCUGCGUGAUCAUUUGGCCGUGGUUCAUGUAUUGAACGGACUGGAAAGUCAUUUUUUGUUGAAUUUCACUUUUCAUUUUGUCACAUGUCACGCUGCCCGUGCAUCUUCAUGGAAUUGUUGCGAUUUUUCGACAAAAGAAACCCAGUUGUCGUGGCAUUUUCAAGGAAUUAUUUUCACGCAUAUGCAAAUUGAAGAGAAACUGAAACAGAAAGAUAGAUCGAAAACAAAAAUUGAAAAAAUCUACCAGGAAAAGGGAGAUAGUACCUGGCGAUAUAUCCGAAGGAGCGAUAAAGAGCACUGGCUGGUGCAUUUGUUGCCCCGACUCGCGAAGCGAGACGAGGACGCGAGUUGCCAGGUGGCAAGAAAAACACCGGAAGUGGGAAGACGCGCCGAUGAAGCAGGAUUUACUGCUACGUCCACGUCGGUUGUGCGAAAAGACCGAAAGCCACAUGGACUAUCGCUAGGAGAGCCUGACGAGGGUGUGGUGGACCCAGACUCGCAGGAGCUGGACGCAUUGGUGGCAGGAAUUGAGGCCGUCCAAGUGACAACUCCGACAAGUCGUGACCAGCAAGCAAUCAGGAGUAGCGGUAUAAUGGCCGCGGCUGGUGCCGCGAUUUCUAAGGCAGCAAAUUAUAACGAUGUCCUCUCUGGAGCUGCAGCUAAGGGGACAAUAGCAGGUAACAAUCCGAAGAAGCAAGCCACUGCAUCAGUCGCGGGCGCCGCUCUUGGAAAAUCCAACACUGGUGCCGGCGGCGGCAAAAGUAGCAAGGAUGGUGCAACUGAAGAUGUCAGUCGGGAAGAGGAAAGUAGAGCUCUUGGGAAAAAGAAAAAAAAGAAAAACAAGAAGGCUAAGAAGGGUGAGGCCGAGCCAGAGGAAACGGAAACCACUUCUGCUAUGCCUGUCGAAGCAGUUCCUGACAACGGAACAGUUGGUGACGACGGAGCACUUGGUGACGACGGAGCAGUUCCUGACAACGCAGCAGUUGCUGAUAACCAUAACGGAGCAGUUGGUGAAGACGUCGCGAUGGAAGAUGAAGAUCCUACUGAAGAUACGGAAAAUACUAAAGGAGCGUCAGUAGGAGCGCGGCAAGAAGAACAAGAAGUAGAACAAGAGAACGAGCACGCAAAAAUCAAGGAUGAAAACACUGUGUUUCCUGCUGGAGUAGAUGCAGCAGAGCAACAUCAGGAAGAAGAACAGCAUGAUCCUCGAACUCCUGAUGAUCCAUCGGAACAACAGCAAGACGUCAACGUUGCGGCUGCCACGUCGAUGAGUGUGGAUCUUGAGGUUGUUCCAGAGCGCCCACCUGGAAGUUGGACCCAGGAGGAGGUUCCCGCCGUGGUGACCCCAGGAGAGAUCACGCUCACGGGGGAGAGCAGUAAUAAUAGCCCCCUGCGUGGUCGAGGUCGCGGACUUUCGUCGAGCGACGAUUUGUGUCCGGUGGACUCCUGUAGUGUGCGGAGUGAGGACAGUUCUUCUAUCAGUGUGCAGUGGCUGGGCUUCCCAUCCGAAACGCGUGUGUUGGACGUGGCGCCUGUUUUCCUGCGCCGGGUGCGGCAGAUGAUGAGAAGCAUGGUCUUCGCUUUUGAACUCGGAGAUGCAGCCGAGGACAAAUCUUGUUGCGCCGUUAAAACGACGACAACUUGUUCAGGGACCAGCGCGACUGGUCCUUGUGACAGCACAGCGGCGGAGGUACAGCAAGUUGCUGAAAUUCAUGAACACAAAGGGUCAACAGCAGCUUCGACGCUACGCAUAAGGAUAGACCAAGCAAUCUCGGACUGGGAACGGGGACUGCGUGCGCUUCUCCCCCUGCAGGUUCUGGACAAGGCCGCGACACAGAAGCGAUCCUUGCUGGGGAAGGGGUUACACCACGAGGUUCGGGACUUUUGCCUGGAGCAAGUCGAAGGAGACGAACUGGACGCGUUGAAUGAACACGGUCUGCUGUUUCGCAAGGCCACCGCCGCCUUGUUGGCCGUCUUUUUGGAGUUGAAAGAAGAAGCCGCCUCCUGCUCAGGACGAGCAGGUUGUGCAGCAGCAGCGGCAGGAGUAGUAGACCGUGUCAACCUCAACGUCAGCCUCGUGGAGCAAGCACUGAGGGCGUCCUGGACGUUUUACAAAGAAUUUUUGACGGAGGUGGUGCGGUUUCUCAUGUCGCCAGACCAUGCGAUAGCGCAUGGGCUAGUAACUCCUGCGCCGACGCCGUCCGAAGGGCAACGUGUCGAAGAUGGUAGUGGUUCUGUUGGAGCUGCUUCUUGCCGGAAUAAGAAUCCCGGAUUUGUCCUAGGAGGAGAUCAUCCUUUCCGGUUUCGCGACCAGCUAUUGGCUCUGGACCCAUUUGAACUCAACAUUGAGAAGCUUACCAAUGCAGUUCUGCACCCAAGAAAGUCAGGAGACGAGGAAACAAACCAUCAGCAUGACUCGGACGGUGCACCGGCACCAGCGGGAACACCUUCAAUCCCGGUCGUGGAGAAGUCGGCCCAGGAACGCAAUCUCGCCCGGCUGGUGCACGGGCUGCUGGCGCGGAACGUGCACGCGGCUAUCAAAUGUAAAAAUGUCUGGGUCUGGAAGCUUGUGAUGCUGGGUAGCGUCUCAUGAUGAGGCUACAAAUGCUGGCUCAGCAUGACAAGUUUCUGAGCUCCUAGGUGUUGUCUAUUCUGCAUGACAAACUGCGCUUCUGCAUCACAGAAAAACGCAGCUCUUGGGUAGCGUGCGUGACAGAUUUAAGAGUCAUGCCAGACAAGCAUGACAAACAUGAAUUCUUCCAGACCCAGACAUUUUUACAUUUGAUAGCGGCCGAAUUCUUGCAAAAAGAGUUUAACCCGGCUUUCGAAAAGGCCAUGGAAAAAGAACAAGAACAGCUGCGUGAGUACAGUACCGGCGGCUCUAAUUCCACUAGCGAAGAAGAAGUCGGUAUUUCUAGUAACCUAGUCGACGAGCAGGGGGUUCUAUUUCAAUUUCGCGAGGACCAUCAAGGCGUCGAGAACUACGGGGAAGACAGCGAGAAGACCUUCGCUUCUCUAUGGCGUCGUGUUUUCGGAGAAGAUCAUGACAGCUGUUCGACGGAACAGAAAGAUGCAGAAGCUGCGGCGAAAAUGACCGAAGAGGAGCCUGCGGGGCCGGCUCCUGUUUAUUUUUCCGGGGCGGGAAAAUUUUUUGAUGGUGAGAAGCAUGAAGAAGAAGAACUGCUCCCCACGGCCCAGAGGGCACCAUCGGCGGAGUGCGAAGAAGUAGAUCGCAUUGCAGCUCCUGCGUUGCAGCCGGAUGCUACAACUCAGCACUGGAUGGACCGCAAAUUGGAGUUAGAAGUACUCGACCCAGAACAUCGUACGACAUUAACUCCCGUGGAUGUUCCUAUGAACAUGCAAGAUAACGAGGAGUCGGAAAAAGAAAAACAAAAAGUGACGUCCGAGUCAUCCUCUUCAAAAUGUCGGCCGCCUCGGUCCACAUUUUCGUUCGAUGAGGACGCAGAGCGCACCUUCGGGGCGUUAUCCGCGACGCAGCUACUGGUCAAGAAGCAGAUCGAGGACGAACUACUCACGCCGGCGUUUGAGGGCAGCCGAAACGCUUUUUCCGCCGAGCAGGUCGGUUGCGUCGCGACGGAGUUUUCUUUCGUGGGCGUGCGCCCGGUGCGGUGGAACGCCUUUUUCGCGUUCUUCGGGGUGCAGCCACUCGAUGCCGGGAGUAGCGGUUUUUACUUUUCCGUCCAGCUGGCCCGGCACGAGGAGGAGGUCAAGGACCGCGUGGCGCUCCGGUUGGUGGACGUAGAGUCCACGAGCGAUGACGUCUGGUCGGAGCAAGAACUCCGGUCGCCCAUCCGCAUUAAGUAUUUUACCGCAGCCGGGACUAGUGCCGAACGCACGCGGGCCCCCCUCUGCCGGCGGGGGGCAGGAAGUGUGUGUUCUGUCCGUGGCAGCCGUCUAGCUGCCGCGCUGUGUUUUCUGUUUCUUGGCUCCCACCGAGAAAAGGAUGCGCGCCGGCGCAUAAGAGAACCAAUGGCAUUGGGUAGGCGCCCCACCUUGUCGGGCCCGGCGCGCUCUCCGGUCUUCCCGGAAAGCCAAUGAGGCCUGGCUUCUGCUUUUCGGCAGGCGCCCGGCCCCUUUGCUUCGCCUCUUUCUUCGACGCUUGCCACUGCCAGCACGCGCUGGCCGGGCGGCUUUUCUCUCCAACUUCCGCCGGCAAUAGGUUAUGAACAGCUGUGGCCCUGUGUCGCGGAGCUUUCCUCCAUUUCCUGUUCUGUUUCUGUCGCGCGGGCGCCGUCAACGCGCAGCAGCCCGGGCCCAGCGUCCCGAUUUAAUCGGCGAAACAGGUUGGGCCAAGGCGCUCUCCCGGCCGAUUCUAUCGUCGAAACAGGUCGCGCGGAGGUGUUUCGACGUCGAAACACCUUCGCCCGAGCUGUUUCGCCGCUAGAAUCGGUAACCCCGUCCUGGUUGGCUCUCGUCUGCGCAGCCUUUUUUUUCUUGGCCGGCCCCCGUUCCAGAGGUUUUUCCCAGGUGGGCGAUAGCUCUGCGUGGGAGGUUGGGCCGCACCUUUCUUGGCCCUGCGAGCGAGACGCGCACUGCCGCUGUGCGACAACGUGCGUGCCUGCCCAGUUCAUAUUAUUUUUGAGUCAAGGUUGGCGCAGACGCAGAGCCCGUGGGGCUCUCGGCCACCGAGACCACCACGCGUUUCUUGGUAGGCAGGGGUGAAUGGAAGGCCAGCAACCUCGGUUGCGCGGGGACUGCUCGGGCCAAUUUUCGUCCUUUUGCUUUUAUUUGUUGCUUGGCGUGGGGCUAGCGGUAGCGACUGUGGCUUGACCCAGGCCCUCCUCCCCAAGAAUCGACGCGCAACGUGUGUGUUGGGCCGGGCCGCCGGAGCUCGGCAGUUGCGCAUUGCAUGCGCAUGCGCAUGCGCCUGCACGUGCACAGAGCCCUUUUUGCGGUGUUUGAGGUGCCCCGUCGGGCUCUAAUCGGCACAACCUAAAGCGGCAGCGCGCUCGUUUCUGCUAGCUAUCGUGAACAUUUCCCGAUAGCUAUCGUAGUCGCGAUGGUGCCGGAGUUCUAUUGUGUGACUUCAUAGAGCGAUGACGUCUGGUCGGAGCAAGAACUCCGGUCGCCCAUUCCGCAGCUGGAGGCUCUGGUUUCUCAUUUGCCCCCGAUUGUGCACACCGCGUUUCGGUUUUUGUCUCUCUUCCUCAUCCGUGCGGGAGUCGCUGUCGCGCAAGAAAUUCCUGGCGACGAGUUUGGCAACGAUAUUGCAUUCGCAGGAGCUUCUGCUGCUGAUGCCCGCUCUUCUUCUACUACCUCCAGCGAAGCGCGGUUGCGGUCGCUGGUCGGGGUUCCGGAGCUGCUGGCCUUGUGGUGCCUGGAGAAGGGCUUCACGAAGGCGGACACCUGGAUGACGAAGAAGCUGGGCGAGAUCACGCGGGGCAACUUGCUGCUCCAGUGUUUGCGAGACUUGGACUUGCACUUCGCGGACGUUAGCGCGGGCGAUAUCGACCUAGGCACUGUCCGGGCCUGGCAAUUGGUGACACGGGAAGAAGUCCUCGCGGAGCGGGAACGGAUGCAAGAAACCCACAACUUGUGCAGCCUGUCGCGGAGUUUGUCGGACGUGAGUGCGGGCACCAACAGCGGGAUCGUGUCGUCAGUUCCCAUAUGCAUUGCAAAUAUGUCUGGGUCUGGAAGGUUGUAACUUGUCAUGCUAAGUCUGCAUCUUGUAAAGAUCUGUGUUGCAUGCUUACCUAAAGGUGUCCACUUUUGACCUGGUGUAGAGGGCGUUUCUGAUGCAGGAUAGGCAUGACAGAGAUCUCACAGAAUCUGUCAUGCUAGUUACUGCAUUCCAGACCUCAUGAGUCAUGGAAAAUCUGCAUGACAAGUCGCGCAUUCUUCCAGACCCAGACUACAUUUUUGCAUUUGAUAUCCCAGCGCUGGCCCUGAGCAAAUGGCGAAUCCCCCGCCCGGCGGUCUAUUCCCGGUCGGUUUUUUCCCGACUUACCAUCUGCAGCCCGUGGCAGUUGUGCCCGUGGUUGAUCAUGUGGAUAGCACUGGAGGAAACCGUGGUUCUGGGCCGCCGCAGAGCCUGUUUGUUCCCCCGCAAGAACACGGCGGCCCAUCUUACUCGCCUAGUAGUACUGUGCACCACCAGUUUGUUCCGAACCAGCAGCAGCAUUUAAUCCAAAUGCAGCAACAAGGCGGCAACAGUCCUGGGGGACGAGCAGAGGCGGGGCCCUCGAGUUCCUCGUCUCCUGCUAUCUGGCUGGAGCAGCAUCACCAGCAGCAGCCCGACUUCUACAACCCACAGACUGUACCAUCACAUCACCAGUCACUGUCCUACUAUUCGCCCGGUACAUGGGGUGGAACUAGCGGUGGACCUCCAGGUGUGGUUGUUUCUAGUGCCAACAUUACACAGCAGCAACAUCAUGUUCUUCAGACGCCAGCACAACUACAGCAGCAACAGCAUCAUGUUCUUCAGACGCCAGCACAACAACAGCUGCACCCUCCGCCGAUCCUCCUCUCUCCCACCGCCACGUAUAGCAUCCCAGCACUGUCCGGGGCUCCUGCAGGAGCCUCGAUGUCAACACUCUCCGAAUUGCCAAGGAUGUUGGAGCAACCGAUCUUGAGCUUUCCCUCCAGUUCCAGCAGCGCCUCGUUGCAGCAAGUUGGAGCUGCAUCGUCCCAGCAGCAGCCCACCGGGGCGAGAGCAGAGCACCACGUCGAGGAAUUCUGCAUUUCUACACCGAAAAACUCAAACACAAACUCUCCACCGGCAACAUCCAGCGGACAAAAUGAAGCGCCACUAUCUGGGGCUUCAGCACCGUCGCGGUUCCCGGCCGCCGGUGGGUUUGAGACCAACAGCCGCCCCGAUGCCGUGCGGUUUCGCUUUCGCCAGGUCGAGCGGGCCUCGCAACAAGCGGUGUUGUGCCAGGAGGAGCAGGAAGGCGGCCAGGAACUGUCGAACGUCGGUAGUGGAGCUUCUGUCAUUCUGUUCUCCAACAAACACGGUUGGGAAACCGAGAUACAGGCGAAAACGCUUCUCCGGCUAAACAACUUACAAGAGGUGUUGCAGCGGAGGCCCCAGAGGAUUGAAGAGCUCUUUGUGGAGGCGGAAGAGAAUCAAAGUUGACGAGGUAUCGACUUUGGUGUAACGCAACAGGUACGAUCGACUACGGACCAGAUAUGCAUUCGCCGUGCACAACAUCAUGACUCAGUCCAUGCAGUAGAAGUUCGCGUUUCUACUUUUGCAUCCACAUCACAAAUUUUAGUGAAUACAGACAUGACAGUUAAUCGCGGAACCCGUGACUUUUCGGAGCUUUCUUUGUCCAGAUUCGAAUAAGUAGCCUCUCUUGAUGAGAGGGCAGCGAAAAAUUUGCUGUCUGUGCAGAUAUAAUGAAAGGAACACGAGGUUUUUACUGUAUCAAUUUGCAUCUCAAAAUGAAACCAAUGACUAAAACUAAAGCGCGAUUUGCCAAAAAAUUUACGAAUAUCCAAAGAUGAAAAUAUAGCGAAUUGCUGUAAAAGUCGCCAUAGGAAUUGUUUGAUACUUUUUUUCACUUUAAUAUCGCCAGCAACUUUCUGUUUCUGCCCGCGCUGCCGAGUUGCACCGCCAUGGGCCGGCAAAAAUGGGCCGGCGAAGGGGGCAAGUAGAUCCAUUCGUUUAUAGAGAAUUUUGAGAAUAUAUAAUUUUAUCGAAUAGCCAUACCGGUGAUGUGCUACGGAUUCGAUGGUAAGUAGUUAUCGAAACAAGGAAGAAAGAACUUCCAUUGCAAGCGAACUUUAUUUCAAUAGAAACGACAUUUUAGUUUCACGCGAUGUUGAAAAUGCUUAUAGUAGAGCCUGACUGGCUGCAUAUCCCGGAUGAAUCGAAUUACUCUGG
Molecule: messenger RNA, 11037 nt
Organism: Amoebophrya sp. A120
Lineage: Eukaryota; Dinophyceae; Syndiniales; Amoebophryaceae
Source: the annotation of a GenBank genome assembly